Messenger RNA from Lycium barbarum (goji berry), 2247 nucleotides. RefSeq names its product rust resistance kinase Lr10-like. The transcript is spliced from 3 exons. NCBI's taxonomy places the organism in Eukaryota, Viridiplantae, Streptophyta, Magnoliopsida, Solanales, Solanaceae. The record is from RefSeq and is a predicted model, not a curated record. The coding region runs from base 225 to 2105 and encodes 626 amino acids. Gene Ontology annotation, biological process: protein phosphorylation. Gene Ontology annotation, molecular function: protein kinase activity; ATP binding.
AAGUCAAGUCUUUACAUGGCACCAAGUCAAUGAGGAAGGGACAGUGGUAAAGUCUUCUAUCUUGGGCCUCACUUGAAGCUUGUUUCCUUUUCUUGAAGUCUUUGUCAUAAAGUUCCAAAUCAGCAUUAUAGAUAACCAGAUUAUAAGGUUGAUAUAGCAGAAGGAACCAUAGCACCCCUCUUUCCCAGCUUUCUUGCUUUUUAGUACCAUAUAGAGUACAUGAUAUGGCUCCUACUUUCUUGUUUCUGUGUUGUUUAAUAAUCUUUCACCAAGCUCAAGCAGAAGGUAACUCCGAAUCCAACUGCUUCGAGGAAUUCGAGUGUGGAAGCCUCGGAGUUAUGAAGUUUCCUUUCACAGAUUCCAGCAAACCUGAGUGCGGAUUGUGCAAGUUUGAUUGUCAAGCUAAACCAUAUCCAAAGAUUGAACUUGGUGGAGACAAAUAUGAUGCUUUAGUCAAGAGGGGUGAUUUUUUCCUGAUUUCAGAUCCUAACCUUCAGAAGCACUUAGAAAACAAAAGUUGCAAGUCUUUUUAUAAAAAAUUCUCAUUUCCAAACUCCCCUUUGAUUUCUUUCCAAAUUGUUCCUAACUUAACCUUGUACAGAUGCAAUCAUAGUCAUGACGACAAUAGCCAAAAGACAACUGAUUCUUUUUUCCAAGAUUUUGAUAGAUACAAUAAGUGUAAAGAUUUUAAUGUUUACUAUCACCAUCCCAAAAAAGCAUGGGGAAAUACUAGUGCUAAGAUAAGUGGCAAAUUUCCAAAGCUCUGUUCACUGGUACAAUUGCCAAUUCCAUUGCCUACACCAUCUAAAUCAUAUUCCAGUGACUUGUUUGAACUGUUUACUCCUAGUAUUCUUCUAGACUGGGAGUUGUCUAAAGAUUGUCAUGACUGUCUUGACAAAGGAGGGAAAUGUCUGAUCGGCGACGAACACAACUUUCAUUGUUCCAAAGGAACAUCAAAAAGGGGUCACCUUCGGGCAACCUGGUUCGUAGUAGCCACAGGUGCAGUUUUGUUUACAGUUGGACUGUUGGUUCUACUCGUCUGCUUCGGAGACAAGAUUUUGGGGCACAAAUACAUCAAGUUUUGGGAAUAUUAUGCUGAGGAUCACCAAAAGAUCGAAGCAUUCUUAAAGAACUAUGGGUCAUACACUCCAAAAAGAUACAACUAUUCAGAAGUCAAAAGAAUCACUGGUCGCUUCAAAAACAAACUAGGUCAAGGAGGAUAUGGUUAUGUGUACAAAGGAACUCUGCAUAACGGAAGUGAUGUGGCUGUAAAGGUCCUGAAUCAACUAAAAGGCAAUGGUGAAGAGUUCAUUAACGAGGUGGCAAGUAUUAGCAGGACAUCACAUGUUAAUAUCGUGAGCCUUGUGGGAUUCUGUUUUGAGGGUCCUAAAAGAGCUCUCAUUUAUGAAUUCAUGCCAAAUGGAUCUCUUGAAAAGUUUAUCUAUGAAGAAAGAUCUGACAGAGUUCGCCAAUUGGGUUGGCCAACAUUAUACAAAAUCGCACUAGGCAUAGCUCGAGGAUUGGAGUACUUGCAUCGUGGUUGUAACACAAGAAUUUUGCAUUUUGAUAUAAAGCCUCAUAAUAUCCUACUUGAUGAAAAUUUUUGUCCUAAAAUCUCUGAUUUUGGUCUUGCCAAACUGUGCAUGAAACAGGAGAGUAUUGUGUCAAUGCUAGGUGCACGAGGGACUAUCGGUUAUAUUGCUCCAGAAAUUGUUUGCAGAAACUUGGGAGGUGUCUCUCACAAGUCUGACGUCUAUAGCUACGGAAUGAUGGUCCUAGAGAUGGUUGGAGGAAGAAAAAAUGUUGAUGUUGGAGUUGAUCGCACGAGUGAAAUCUACUUUCCACAUUGGAUCUAUCGACGUAUUGAACUGGACGAAGAGCUUCAACUAAUUGGAAUAAUGAAUGAAGAGGAGAAAGAAUGUGCAAGAAAGAUGGUAAUGAUGAGCUUAUGGUGCAUACAGACUGAUCCCUCAAAUCGACCAUCCAUGAGCAAUGUUGUGGAAAUGUUAGAAGGAAACCAAGACUCUAUGCAAAUUCCUACCAAGCCUUACUUAUAUUCUCCCGCAAGAUCAAAGGUAGAUUCAUCAACUGUACAACUGGCCUAGUCUUAUUUGUUCAUAUAUCAGCUGUUAUUUCUGUAGUCUUAUUUUGUUGUGAACUUUUAGUAAAAACUGGUACUGAUGCCUCUAUUUUUCUUUGAUGAAUUUAUUACUCCCUCUAUUCAAUUUUAUAUGACACGCUUUCCUU